Oryza sativa Japonica Group (Japanese rice) is the source of this 2521-nucleotide messenger RNA. RefSeq lists its product as uncharacterized. The record is from RefSeq and is a predicted model, not a curated record. Lineage: Eukaryota; Viridiplantae; Streptophyta; Magnoliopsida; Poales; Poaceae.
GAGGAGAAAUCCUGGUGCGGUGCCGGCUGCCGAGGAUAUUUUUCCCCGUCCAUUCCCACCUCGUCGUCGACUCCUCGUGAGCUCGCCCGCCGCCUGCGCGUCCCCAUCCAUCCCGGCGAGCGAGCAGGUGCGCCGUCGUUCGUCCAGCUGCUGCUUCGGCCGCAUCCAUCCUGCUCUUUUCAGGAGAAGUGUUAAUCUGACGAACACGUGGGGGCUUGAGCCGCAAUGAAGGAGGGUUCCCAGGUGAGCUUGUUUGUUGCGCUGUGUUUCUUUUUGUUUGGAGUGCUGAUGUCGUAGUACCUCGUACUGUAAGAAUCUUUCUUGAAAAAAAAAUAAAUUCGAUGCACUGUCUUUUGUUUAAAGUGCUGAUGUCAGUCACACUGUGAGAGAACCUUUCAUAUAAAUUAAUUCGGAAAUAGAUAGCUUGCCAACUCGGAAGAUUGGAUUUUACUUCUUAGAAUCUAUAUGCAAUGUACUUAGAUGACUUUUGGAGUGUAAAAUGCUAGAAGAUUUACCAUCCAGGCUAAUAUGGUAAUUUAAUUUUUAUGCAACUCUUAGACAAGAGCAAUAUAUUUUUUCCAGUCUCUUUUUUUUUUGAGAAUUUGUUUGUACUGAACUGUAAAAUGAAAAUCAUGUCCCUUGUAAUCUUCUCCCCCUUCGACUUUGAGGAACAACAAGUCGGAGCUUGCCAACUAUUGGCUCCAAGAACAGUGUUGGCCAUGCAACUGAUUUCUAAUCAGUUUUGAACAUGAUGAAUCUACCGCAAUGAUCGAUUUGGCAAAGAUAGCCUCCAGGAACAACAAGUCGGAGCUUGCCAACUAUUGGCUCCAAGAACAGUGUUGGCCAUGCAACUGAUUUCUAAUCAGUUUUGAACAUGAUGAAUCUACCGCAAUGAUCGAUUUGGCAAAGAUAGCCUCCAGUAGCCUAGUGCCAUGCACUGUGAGGUCCCCAGUGUGAAAUGUAGCAGCUGCACAAUUCUAGUAAGGAGAACUUGGAUGGUGUAGUUGAUGGACUUCAAUGAAGACUGGAGAGGUGUAAGAAUGUCUAUGAAAGGCAAAAUAAAGAACAUCUCUAGUAACCGGCCUGUUAACUCUGUAUUAGUCAGUAGAGUCACUUGGUAAAUAUAAGAGCAACCGUUCAAGAUACCAAGUGCUCAUGAGGAUGUUGAGAGCAAGGCAAAGGUGCAUCCAUUGGUGCAAGGUGAUGAUGAAAUCAAGGGUGAACAGCCAAAUACUGAUGCACCUUUAGGGGAUUCUGAUUCCUUAUCCGCUGCAAGUAAUGAUAAUAAAAGGGUUUCUCGUGAAGAUAUUGAACUUGUCCAGAAUUUAAUAGAACGCUGUCUACAGCUAUAUAUGAAUAGAGGAGAAGUUGUUAGGACUCUUUCUACUCGUGCAAGAAUUGAACCUGGUUUCACUACUUUAGUAUGGCAGAAACUCGAAGAAGAAAAUUCUGAGUUCUUUCGGGCUUACUACAUAAGGUUGAAAUUGAAAAAACAGAUUAACUUGUUUAACCACUUAUUGGAGCACCAAUACCAUCUUAUGAAGUACCCAGUACCACAGCAGGUUCCGUUGACCCCAACACAGAACGGUAUUCGUCCUAUGCCUGUUAACAAUUUGCCUAUGGGAUAUCCAGUACUCCAACAACCUGGAAUACCUGCUCCUGUUCAGCCUCAUGUUAAUUCGAUAUCUUGUGGUCCACCUGGUUGCCAUGUGGUAAAUGGAAUUCCUGCACCAGGUGGUUAUAAUCCGAUUCGCAUGAGCUCAGGAAAUGGCAUGACAGAGAAUGAAGUUCCUGGAACUGCACAUGCUGGAGCCAUGUCAUCAGAGAUGGCUGUGAGUCCAUCAUCUGCAAUGUCAAGCAAUCAUGUUUCUUUCACUCCUGAUAUAUCAGGGAUGGAUGUGGAUGCAUCUACUGUAAAUGCCACCUUUGGAGAUGAUUUAGGGAAUGGAGGACCUCUGCAAAUAGGACCAAAUGGUGGUGAUAGCUCUUCCUUGGGGCAGCAGAUCUGGGAUUUCAGUCUUUCUGAUUUAUCAGCAGAUUUGACAAAUCUGGGAGACCUGGCAGCCCUUGAAAACUAUUCAGGCAACCCAUUCCUGCCUUCAGACUCUGAUAUUUUUGAAUCCCCGGAUGAUGACAUAGUUGAGUAUUUUGCUGAUGCCAUCAAUGGGCCUUCUCAGUCAGACGAAGAGAAAUAGUCGUAGAUUCAAAGACAAGAGUCUCGAGAAACUCAGGUCAGGCUGCUACUUGUAAUGUUCUUCGCAAUGAUGUAUGCAAUCUAAACUUAUUUGUUGGCUUUCUUAUUUAAACUGCCUUCUUUAGGCAGUAAGCAGCCUUCCAUCAAGUAGAACUAAAAUUUUGUGCUGACUAAUCUUAUUUUUUAUAAUAAACACUUGAGGUGACUUUUAUCUGUUCCAAGUAGCAAAAUUGUGAAAGCUAUACUACUCUACUUAUUACCUGGACAUGUUUUUUGGUGGCUUGGCAUCUUCAAAGCUAAUAUAAGGGAAAUUAUAUUGAUGUUGUA